Messenger RNA from Erigeron canadensis, 1410 nucleotides. Its product is annotated as leucine-rich repeat receptor protein kinase EMS1. The transcript has a single exon. Gene Ontology annotation, molecular function: ATP binding; protein kinase activity. Lineage: Eukaryota; Viridiplantae; Streptophyta; Magnoliopsida; Asterales; Asteraceae. Gene Ontology annotation, biological process: protein phosphorylation. Bases 120 to 1262 code for a protein of 380 amino acids. The record is from RefSeq and is a predicted model, not a curated record.
UUCUUCUUGCUUUUCUCCCCGUCAAUGGCGGCUCACUUUCUGUUACUUUUCCCAUCCAACUCACACCCAUUUCACUCCCUCUCCAAAACCCAUCAAUAUUUUUCUUUCUAAUAUCUCAUAUGGUCAUGGAUCCAGUCCUUCAAGCCAUCAUAGGUGCCACCGCCAGCUUCAUCUUCAUCACCCUUAUAUGCUCCUUUAUCUACUGCAUAUGUCACACAAAAAAGAAAACAACUCAUGACCCAGAAUCCAGACAUCGUACUAGAGCAAUCCGAACAGCCCCGAAUCUCGGUAUGUCAACUUCUUUUAUUAGCGUAGCGGAAAGCCAACUGUUUGAUCCAUCUUUGAAUCAAAUUGAUAUGUCUGACUUAGUCAAAGCAACCCGAAACUUCUCCCCUGAUUUAAUUGUAGGCGAUGGAAGUUUCGGGUUGGUUUAUAAAGCCGAUCUCCCUUGGGGCGUCACCGUAGCUGUUAAAAAGCUCGGCGCUGACGCCUUUCAAGGGUAUAGAGAAUUUCGGGCUGAGAUGGAGACACUUGGCAAGAUCAGAAAACAUGAUAACAUUGUGAAAUUUUAUGGAUAUUGUGCUACGGGUUCUGAUAGGAUUUUGAUUUAUGAAUUUAUCGCAAAUGGGAGCUUAGACCAAUGGCUUUACGACAUGUCGUCCGCUAAUAACGAAUCCUUAACCGUACGGACACGGUUGUCUUGGAAAACUAGAGUUAAAAUUAUUAAAGGGGUAGCAAAAGGGCUAGCAUUUAUGCAUAAUUUGGAUACGCCUAUAAUUCAUAGAGAUAUAAAAGCAAGUAAUGUGUUAUUAGAUGAGGAAUUUGAGGCUCAUAUAGCGGAUUUUGGGCUAGCCCGAAGGAUUGAGGAUUCACAUUCUCAUGUAUCGACUCAAGUAGCAGGGACAAUGGGGUAUAUGCCCCCAGAGUAUUUCUAUGGGGCUCCUGCAGCUACUGUUAUGGGAGAUGUUUAUAGUUUUGGGAUACUAAUGUUUGAGAUUGUGACUUCUAAGCGUCCGAAUUGGCCAAUGAAAGACGAUGGAAAAGAGAUUCGAUUAGUUGAAUGGGCUGCGAAAAUGGUAUCACAAAAUCGAGAAAUGGAAAUGGUAGAUGUUGGAAUGUCGAAAGAUGAAGUAAACGAAAAUGAGGUUUUGGAGUUCAUCAAAAUCGCAACGUUUUGUACUACUGAAUCGAAUAAAUUGCGACCAAGUAUGAAUGAAGUUGUCAAGUUACUGGAUCAAAUUGAGAAUGAAGCUACAGUCUAGUAAUUUUAUCAUGUUUUUUUUAAUGUGCUUAGUAUUUCAUGAUGUGAAGGUGCAUUCAUUUUUUGGGCCUUUUAAUUGUCAGUUCAUCAUGAAAGAAACGAUUGUAAUUAGAUAGUAUAUAGUGUAAAGAAUAAUAUUCCUGAAAGAA